Messenger RNA from Meloidogyne enterolobii, 1485 nucleotides. The record is from the annotation of a GenBank genome assembly. NCBI's taxonomy places the organism in Eukaryota, Metazoa, Nematoda, Chromadorea, Rhabditida, Meloidogynidae.
GUUUCUGAUUCAAGUUUAUUUAAGGUUCUGAUUAUUAUUCUUAGGUUUCUGAUUUUUGUUUCAAGUUUAUUCAAGUUUCUAAAGAUUGUUUCCUCUAAAAACCCUCAUAAACUUUUUUGCGCACACCGAUUUUUAAGCACUGCUUUUCACCUCCUCUUCUUCCCCAAUUUUCCUUAUAUUCCUCAUUAAUGCUCGAUCGUUAUAAAGCAGAUUCGAUGAGCACUUCCUGAGUUAUAUAUCCAUCCUUUUGCUUAUUUUACUUUCUUUCUCCCCCAUUCCUUUCCCAAAAUUCCCGCUUCUACACAAACUUGUUCACUUUCUAAUAAAAUUAGUGACCGUAAAAAUCGAGAAAAAUAGAACAUAGAAAUUAUCUGAAUAUAUUCUUAUUUUCAGCCAAUGGCUACUCAAACAGAUAAGACAAAAGCUGGAGAAUUCAGUGAGAAUGAUCUGAGGCAUUUUCGCCGGAUCGCUUUUGUCGCCGUUGCACUUUCUACAGUAUCCAUGUUAUCUUGUGUAUUAUUAAUGCCAAUAGCUUGCCAAUAUAUUCAGCGGGUUCAGUCUUCUAUUAGCAACGAUAUUGACUUUUGCCGAAGCAGUAAUCGACAUAUAUUGUCAGAAGUUGUUGGUGUCCAAACAAAUAAAGGCCAAAUGGAACACGUUCACCGACUUAAACGAGGCAGUAACUCUGCUAACGGCAAUGGUAGAUGGCUUUUUGGGCAUUUUAUUCAAGACGGCGAUAAUAAUAAUAAUAUUCCUCUACAAGGGAGGGAAAUUAGAAGACAACAACCAUCUUCGUAUAAUGCACCUAGUGAAACCGCAGAAUCCUCAAGUGCAGCUUAUGCCCCAGCACCCUCUGCCCCAGUAGCUUCAGCGCCUGUUGCUUCUAGUGGUGGAGAGGAAUGUUGUGGCUGUCAAGUUGGACCUGCCGGUCCUCCCGGUGAUCCAGGCGUGGAUGGAACACCGGGGAAAGACGGAAGUCCUGGACAGAAUGGACAGCCAGGACAAGACGCCCCACCAGCAGCCCCAGCAACUCCUUGCGUCCGUGAAUGCCCUCAAGGCCCACCAGGUCCGCCUGGAAGUCAAGGAGACAAAGGACCCAAAGGAUAUCCCGGAGAGCAGGGAGAGCCUGGAGCAGCUGGAAAGCCUGGUCCGAGAGGCCCUGCUGGCAAACAAGGUCCGCAGGGACCGCCUGGAAUGCCUGGAAGGCCUGGGGACAAAGGAGAGCCUGGCAAGCAUGUACCUGGAGUUGCACCACCCGGACCACCAGGAAGACCUGGUGAAAUGGGCCCUCCAGGACUACCUGGACCUCCAGGAGAAAAAGGCAAACCAGGAGAACCUGGACCACAAGGACCUCAAGGCGAUCAAGGCAAUCCCGGGCCUUAUGGAAAGCCUGGUCAACACGGCCCUCAAGGUCCUCCCGGUCCAAACGGAUCUGUUGGAUCAUGCGAUCACUGUCCAAAACCAAGAACUCCACCAGGCUAUUAA